Molecule: messenger RNA, 5751 nt
Organism: Trichoplusia ni (cabbage looper)
Lineage: Eukaryota; Metazoa; Arthropoda; Insecta; Lepidoptera; Noctuidae
Gene: fid
Exons: 5
Biological process (GO): tRNA wobble uridine modification
Cellular component (GO): nucleus; cytoplasm
Molecular function (GO): S-adenosylmethionine-dependent methyltransferase activity; tRNA binding
Source: RefSeq, a predicted model, not a curated record
AUAAUAUUCCAUGUUACAGGUUGCGGCAAUGGCAAAUAUCUUAGCGUCAAUCCGUCCAUCUACACAGUGGGAGGUGACCGCUGCACCCGACUCACAGCACAAGCACGACAUCACAACAAUGAGGUGGUCGCAUGUGACAACUUGUGCCUGCCUUACCGCGACGAGUCGUUCGACGCCGUGCUGUCCAUCGCGGUGGUGCACCACUUCGCCACGGUGGAGCGGCGCGCGAUGGCACUGCGGGAACUGGCUCGCGUCACCAGGAUAGGCGGCAGGCUCCUGCUCACCGUAUGGGCUAUGGAACAUGAGGGCCGGAACUUUCAUUCACAGGAUGUUCUAAUACCCUGGCAUCGACCUGCCACACUUUGCCCACCAACUCCUGCUCCAAGAUUCCUCUCAGUUGACCAUGAACAUUACGCAGAACCAUGGAAAAGUCGAGAUGGUUCACCAGGUUCAUCGUCACUUUCAUCUCCUAAUGAAACCUGCUACUCAUUCGUGAGAAGAGCACUUCAGCGGUUGGCAGGAAGGCGGUCCUUUCUCCCAUCAUGGAGCAUCGGAGCGCGAGUACCACCACGACCAUGUUUACGCCCUGAGCCACCUGCCGCUGACUUACCUAUUGAACUUCGCCGAUUAGACGAAGCAUUACCUCCAAGAUUAAUAACACAAGCCUCUGACGCCUCCACGAUUAAGUCAAGAAGCUUAACUGAUAUAGCGGACAUAGAAAGACGAGCACUUGUUCGAUCACGAUCAAGUCUACCCAGUUUAGGUGGCGAAGAGUCUGAACCACCACCACCGGCUGCCCCAACACUGGAAGUUAAUGAGCCUCGAAAGAAACCUCGACUUGUAAAACAAAAGAAAUCAAUCAAUGAGGAUGACGCAGAAGAAGACCUUGAUAAACCUACAGACAUGAAAAGCAUGGUAGAAGAAAUGCCUAACUUCAAGAUACACACCCAUCGAUUACAAUCUAAAAAGCCAGGCGUUUUUAAGCAGACAUCACUUAACGAAGAAUUAAUGUCUGUUGAACGAUUAAGGGAAAAGGAACGGUUAAGGAAGAAUAUACAAAAGCAAGCAUCACUCAAUGAAGAAUACCUGUAUCGUAGACCGGGAGUACUUGAUUCCAUUCGUGAUUCAAUAUUCUCGACUUCUGCUACCACUGGCAAGAAGUUUCAAUCACUGAAAAACGGCCUCACUAGUAAGUUCAAAACGUCUACAACGAAUAUAGAUAAAGUAACCGUGUUCGUGAGAAUGCUCCAAGGUUGGAAAAGUCAUGGACCGGCUACAGAAGUUCCUACACCGAGUGACAAUAACCCACCAAGUGAAAAACCUUAUCCCGAGAGACGACAUUCAAAGGAAGAUGGGUCAGAUUCUUCUAAAGAUAGCAGUCUUCAAAGUGAUACUAGUGUUGAUUCCGAAGACAGCUUCGCAUCCGUGAUAUACGUCCCUAAAGCUGAUGGUUCCAGCGAUCCAUUAUCACCUACGCCUCUUUCCCCUGGUCCUACGUCACCUCGACUUAAAGUCUCUUCCGUACCAACUUCACCUCGAAUGAAAAGUUCACCAGGUUUGCCAUCGCCGAGGAUUAAGCAAGCCUUCCCUCUCAUACGUCCACCAGCGUCACCUAAUUCUGUUCAAGCACCAAAUACAGUCAACAAAAUUUUAGUAACUCAGUACAGUCUAAAGAACUACUCGACAACCAGUUCGGUAGCUGCAGUUACGUUGAAACCUCAAUCAAAAAGUCAACCAAACUCUCCACCUAAAUCUGAAUCCGAUGACUCAGCUCCUAAACCAGAACCUUUGCCAAUCAUUAAUAACAAUAUAUCAAUUGAUGUCUUCGAAGAGGUUGACCCCAUUCCGUCUAUCAAAGAAGAAGAGGAAGAAACACCUACAAGCGAGGUAACCAAGGAAUUACUUGCAGAAAUCAAUAAGGAUAUAGAGGAAAUACACAAACUAACAGCUGAGACGAAUCAAUUCAAACCUCGUGUUGUUUUACAAGAUGUCAAACCGUAUCCCAAAAUAACGCUCCAAACUGUUGCCGAGCUUCCUGAAAUACCUCAGUUUAAGCCCAAGGAGCCAGUUAAAACUGUAACCGACACUUUAGAUUCGAGGUCGGCAGAACGGAAACGUAAAGAAAGGAUACGGCAAAUUAAAGAAAUGCUUAACAAAGGUAUUCCCUCGGGGAGUAUAAGCAGGAGGCCUCCGUUUCCCAUCGUCCGCGGUACAAGGAAUGCUGAGCCAAUUGUCAAGAGCCGGCCCACUCUUAUGUCUUUAGAGUUAUUUAAUCCCGCAACUGAUGAUAUGGAUAGUGAUUCGAGCGGCGUUUCAUCACCCGAUUCGGUUGAUAGCGUCAUUAGCGUCGUGCCAGAUGAACUAAGAAAAACUGCUGUAGAAAAAGAUCUAACAAACCCAACAACAUCAGAGACGAAGAAAGAAGAGCCAACGCCGGAGAAGACAUCACAGCCUUCGUCAGGUCCCCAGAGUCUCAUUGAGGCUGCUAUUGAAGUCGCACAAUCAUUAGAAGAAACCUGUGAAACUAUAAUUCAAAGCAGUCCUCGAUCCAAACGAAAACACCUGGAAAAACUCGAAAGCGCUGAAGCCAUGGCCAUUGUACAAGGUACUUCAAGCAGCAGCAGCAGUAGUAACUGGAGCCUCAACAAGCUAUCACCUGGAGAUUUAAGGAUAUUAGAAGACAGAUCUAGAUCCCAGUCACACACCAGCUCUAGUGGCAGUUCUUCAAGCCUAGAACGACUUUCACCAGGAAGGAGGUCGAAAGACCGAUCACCCAAGCUAGGAAGUACAAGUAAUUCCACUUGGAGUUUGAAUAGGCUAUCUCCUAAUAGGCCUGAAGGUCGGUCGCUAGAUGAAAAUCUCAGCAAAACACACCGAAGCCCAACUAGAUUACCAUAUGAUUCCAUUUCAAUAUCUAGUACGGAUUCUGAUAAAUCUAUUUCAAAAUCUGAAAGCUUUAAUAGAAUGCAAGCUAAUGAGCCUUUAGUAACGUGUAAAUCUGAUAUGGUGGCCACUGAAGAAGAAUGGACGGACCAGGACCGUGGUCAACAUUUAACCGAAUUCGCCGAAAAACUGAGCGAAAAGUUGUUACAAGAGAUUGAUCAAUACUCAAAACGAAUCAAUGAGGAAGACUUUGACUUGCCUAGUAGUAGCAGUAGCGAAAAAAGUAUUUCUUUAAGACUCAAGCGAGAAGAAGAAGACAGAAACACCCAAAAGAUUUUAGAUGAACUAUCAGACAGCUUGCAACAUUUAGAGGAUCCGUAUAUUCACAAAAUAAGCACGGAAAUGCAAGGGCUCAAUAAGCUUAGCGCAGAAAUCCAAGAAAGGAACAAAUACAUCGCGUCUUUAAAUGACGUACAAGAAACUGAUAUUAGCAAGCUAUUCCCUAAAUGUGUUUCAAAAACGAAAAGCAAGAAGAGGUCAAAAGAUGUCGAUCCCAUUAUAAACAAAUACAGGGAAUUAAAGAAAUCAAUGAAAGUUUCUAGUGAAGAGGAUAUAUACCUCAAUAAUUGUGCCAACAUCCAAUACACAGCAAAACCAAUUGUAACUGAAAAGUUACCUGACAUAGACACCAAAAACCCAGAUGAAGAUAGUGCAAUAUCAUCAAGUAACGGUAACCCUGAAAUCACUAUCGACUCUGGUGCUUACGACAUAAGCCAAUCGCUGGAAACUGGCUACUCAUUAGAAUCGGAAAUAAGUGUUGAUUCAUUAUGCACAAGUACCGAUAAGAGGUCAUCAUUAAAAGUCGGCCAGUCGACUGAUUCCAGUGAUUUAGAUAAAAUGGAAAUUAGUCCUGAAUCUGUCACGUCUCGCUCUAGUGCCAGCACGGCUCCGUUAAAGUCUGGUUUCUCGAUCGAAUCUAGCGAUACAUCGGCAGGGAGUGACUGGAGCCGGCGAGAUAAGACGGGCAGUACAGCGUCGUUGGGUUGCGCGAGUCUUGCAUCUUUGCCGUCUUGUAGCGAGUGUUCCAAAGAUAGGAAGCUGUUGGAGACACGGUCUUCAUCAGAAGACACGGCUCCGGUGCCCGUAGCGCCGCCGCUCCGCGCGUUCCCGCACGCCCCGCUACUCCCCUCCCUGAGUGACGGCUCGGACAGCUUGCCCUCCGAGGGCGGCGCCGUCACCUACCACCGCUACUACCACGUGUUCAAGCGAGGAGAACUCGAUCAGCUGAUCGAGAAAUACGUCGAGAGCCUGCACGUGGUGUCCUCGUACUACGACCAGGCCAGCUGGUGUGUCAUCGCUGAGAAAGUUCAAGUGUGGACCAUUUAAUGGACUUAUUGUGUACUCACUCUUUGUCUAAUGGCUGAUACAAGGUUUCGUUGCUGGUAUAUUUAGGGGCUGAUGAUAAUAUUAUAAUUAUUCUGGUUCAUAUUCUAUAAUCUUAUGAAAUAGUGAAGAUUAUAAAACAUUAAAUAUUGAACAUAGGACACUAAGAAGUGCAGUGUUUACAUCCAAGUGACCUUUGUAACAAACUCGUAAGUGAGUGUUAAGGACAUUCGUGAAUACGGAUCGUAUGAAGGUAACCCUAUGCGAAAUUGCCAAAAGCAAAGCUUUUGUUUUUUAAUAAUAUAUUCUAGUCACUCUAUAAAAGUUUACUAGUUGUUAUCUCUACUAUAAUCUUAACAAUUUUGUUGCCUAUCGUGAAACGUAGUUCGACAACAGUUAUUUAAUGCCUCAGUCUAGUAACUGCCGCAUGCGUACGAGUUGGAAUAAUAUAGCUAGACUAUUGUUUAGUUAUAUUAUACAUAAUAUCUUGCUAUAAUGUAUAGUGUAUUCUGAGAGCAGUAAGUAACUCCUGGUUACAACCACGUUUCACACAACAGGCAUUAGUAUUCGAUGCGGUAAUAGAAUCGCAUGAAUGAAAACUAAGAGCUUUAAAUAGUAAAAAAUUAAAUAUAAUAUAUUAUAUACUUCAGUGGCUCAAUAUUGUAUAAGCUAUUCAUAGCUUAUUUACUCUACCGUUCAUGUAUACCUACAGAAAAUUGUAACGUUAUUCUCACAUACUAGGUAUAAUUAAUGAAACCAUAUUCCAAGACCAAAAUAACGAGGUGCAAUACAAUUAGUCGCAUUAUUAAUUAUAAUCGUUAUAUGACAAUAACCGAGUUCUAGCGAUGUCGCCGUACUAGUUUCGUUUCAUUUCUCUACAGGCAUACAUUUUUGACGAAGGUACUUCUUUGGUUUUGGAUUAUGGUUGGAUUCAUUUUUGUUCUUGGUACCUAAUUUAUUCUGAUGUUUCAUUUGUUUCCUGUAUUCGUGACGAGCUGGCCUCUCGUACAAAUUGUAUAAAUCGUGUAUGGGUCCACCGUACUGUGUUGCCACUUGACAUCGCCGCGUUAUUAUAUACAUUUCAUACUAUAUUUGGACCAUUUAGUGAAGUUAGAGGUUUUAGUCGUGGUAGUGGCAUAAUGGACGUCUCCCUUGCCUACUUGUAUAAUACUUGAGAGUACAAAUACAUAAAAUAAUUUGUUCAAUACUCACUCUUACUGUAAGUGUUCUUUUUAAAGUCUACGCCUAACGCGUACGCCUCUGGGAUUCGGACAUAUAUUUUCACGAAUAUAUUUGCGAAUGUUUGGCUCCAUUUAACACAAACAUAAUGGCAGAUCUAAUUGGUAAAUUCAACAGUUUUAGGUUUAUAUUAGAUUUAUGAACAUCAAUGUUGAAUUUCAAAGGCAGUUAUCGCGUCUUUUCUUUCAUGGAAAAUCGUUUAGAGAGUACAUUCUUAACUCGCGGCGGUAUUAGAUAAUGCGUCAA